This is a messenger RNA of Choloepus didactylus (southern two-toed sloth), 1065 nucleotides long. Its product is annotated as surfeit locus protein 1. The record is from RefSeq and is a predicted model, not a curated record. Lineage: Eukaryota; Metazoa; Chordata; Mammalia; Pilosa; Megalonychidae. The transcript is spliced from 9 exons. Gene Ontology annotation, cellular component: mitochondrion; membrane. Gene Ontology annotation, biological process: mitochondrial respiratory chain complex IV assembly. Bases 4 to 960 code for a protein of 318 amino acids.
GUCAUGGCGGUGGUGGUGCGCUCGGUGGGGCUGCUGCGCGCGGCGGGCGCGUGGCCGGCCCCGGCCGGCGCUGUCAGGAGACGCCUCCUGGGGGCCCCCGCGCGGCCAGGUGAGGACUCGGGAAGAACCACCCGGCUUUCUGCCCCUGCGGCUUCAAGGGGCGUCCUGGGGAGGGUGGCCUGGAGGCUAAGCAGGUGUGGCAGUUCUGCAGCAGAAGCACCUGCUACAAAAGCAGAGGAAGACUCCUUUCUCCAGUGGCUCCUCCUCCUCAUUCCUGUGACAGCCUUUGGCCUGGGAACGUGGCAGGUCCAACGUCGGAAAUGGAAACUGAGGCUGAUUGCAGAAUUGGAGUCUAGAGUCAUGGCCGAGCCCAUACCUCUGCCGGCAGACUCAGCGGAACUGAAAGAUCUGGAGUAUAGGCCAGUGAAGGUCAGGGGGCACUUUGAUCACUCCAAGGAGCUGUACAUGAUGCCGCGGACCAUGGUGGACCCUGCCCGGGAGGCCGGCCAGAUCUCCUCCUUGGCUGAGAGCGGUGCUUAUGUGGUCACCCCCUUCCACUGCUCAGACCUAGGAGUCACCAUCCUGGUAAAUAGAGGAUUUGUCCCCAAGAAGAAAGUGAAUCCAGACACACGGAAGAAGGGCCAGAUUGAGGAAGAAGUGGACCUAGUUGGGAUGGUGAGGCUGACAGAAACCAGAAAGCCCUUUGUCCCUGAGAAUAAUCCAGAAAGGAACCACUGGCAUUACCGGGACCUGGAGGCCAUGGCCAGGGUCACAGGCGCUGACCCCAUUUUCCUUGAUGCCGACUUCCGAAGUACAGUUCCCGGAGGACCCGUUGGGGGUCAAACACGAGUCACUCUGAGGAACGAACACACGCAGUACAUUAUCACCUGGUAUGGAUUGUGUGCAGCCACAUCAUACCUGUGGUUUAAGAAAUUCAUACGUCGGGCCCCUGGCAUGUGACGCAUCAGCUGGUGGCCUGUCCCAGAAUUAAUCAGGACACAUUACCUUCAGGGGACUUUUACACUGAUCACACACUGCUGGUAUAAUAAAACUCCUUGGUUCAGA